Gryllus bimaculatus (two-spotted cricket) is the source of this 690-nucleotide messenger RNA. NCBI's taxonomy places the organism in Eukaryota, Metazoa, Arthropoda, Insecta, Orthoptera, Gryllidae. The record is from the annotation of a GenBank genome assembly.
AUGCCGGGGCGCGGCUGUUCCGACGCGAGGGCCACGCAGCUCGCCGCCGCCUUCGGGCUGGUGAGUACUCGCGGCAGGCAGCCGCUGUCGUGUUGGUGCAACAUUGCGCGGUGGAAGUGCGAAUAUGGGACAGGUGGCCGUGGCAGCGACUGCGAGCGAGGCCUGCUGCCGGUGCGGGCUGCUGUCACGCGGGGGAUGUGGAGCGCAAUGAGGCGCCUUCUAGAAUCCUGUGAGUGGAGCCUGGGACCCUGUGACGCCUUCUGCAAGCCUGCGACACGAGCCGUCGCGCCGACGUUCAAACUGCUGCGCGCGGCGCGGCGCGAGGGCCGGCCGCCGCCCACGUGCUUCAUGGUGUACUUCGCGUGGCUGCUGGCGGCGCUGCUCGACGUGGUGCUGGACGCGGUCUUCAUCCCGCACUACGCGCUCGACAUCUCCCACGCCAAGGGCGCGCGCAACGUGAUGCGGCUGCUGCAGGUGAGCGCGCUGACGGCGGGGUGGCCGCAGGCGCUGCCUCCGUGGGCGGCGCGGGCGCCCGCGCUGCCGCCCGUCGUCCUGCUAGUGGUGGGGUCGCGCGUGGCGCCCUUGCUGUGGGUGGCGGAGGGCGCGGCGGUGGGGCGGGUGGCCGCCGCCGCGCGCCGCCUCCACCAGCGCCGCCGCCAGAUGCUGCGCCGCAGCGGUCGCGGCUCGCAG